Anopheles maculipalpis is the source of this 487-nucleotide messenger RNA. RefSeq names its product NADH dehydrogenase [ubiquinone] 1 beta subcomplex subunit 2, mitochondrial-like. The record is from RefSeq and is a predicted model, not a curated record. The transcript is spliced from 3 exons. Bases 79 to 390 code for a protein of 103 amino acids. Gene Ontology annotation, cellular component: mitochondrial inner membrane. NCBI's taxonomy places the organism in Eukaryota, Metazoa, Arthropoda, Insecta, Diptera, Culicidae.
AUUGUUGUUAUUUUUUGAGAGGAAAAUAAUCGUGAACCGUGUUUGCGUGAAAAUUUCGGGGUCCGUUGCACGGUAAAAAUGCUGGCUUCCCGUGCACUUUUGGUCGGAAGACUGCUGGCACGCGGUGCCGUCGCCAAGAAGGUGAACCCCACUGGUCUACGCAACCAGAUCGUUCGCCAUGGACACGACUGGUCUUAUCGAGUAAAUGGACCGAAGCCGGAGAUGCUGGCACGGGUUGGAGCGCAAGUCGCCGGAGGUUUCAUGUGGUGGUGGAUUCUGUGGCAUCUCUUCCACGAAUACGAACACAUUACGGGUGAAUUCGACUAUCCCGAUCCGUCUGCGUGGACCAACGCUGAGCUGGGUAUUCCAUCGGACGAACUAGACGAGUAAAGCUCACUGCCAGCAAAUCCGUACUCUAACCUGUGCUUUAGAACAUCUAUCAGAUUCGGUUGUAAAUAAACAGUGGCGGCUGUAGCGUAAACUGGAA